Messenger RNA from Diachasmimorpha longicaudata, 2324 nucleotides. RefSeq lists its product as uncharacterized. The record is from RefSeq and is a predicted model, not a curated record. The transcript is spliced from 6 exons. Lineage: Eukaryota; Metazoa; Arthropoda; Insecta; Hymenoptera; Braconidae. Bases 1706 to 2116 code for a protein of 136 amino acids.
AUUUAUAAUUUACUUUAGAUUCUAUAGACAAUAAAAACAGUCCUCGAGGUAAGCCAGUCUCUGUCAGCGGUUCACCAGACAUCCCACCCUGACUGUCGUUUAUGGAAUUCACUUACAGCUGUAAAAAGUCGAAAAAUCAUGCAUUUCAUUGUCCCCCAGCUGAAAUAUCAAAUUUUUGGUAAAACAAUUCCUCUCCUCCCAACAAAAAUCAAACCAACGAGGAAAUAUAAUCGUUUCGCGAUGAUUGGACAGACGAGUCCGUCGAACAACGGAAGAAAAAAAGUUUUAAACCCUCAAUAAAACGUACGAAUGGAUGCGUUCACCCUAGAGUACUUGCUGGCGUCACCGAGAGGUGGGGAAAGCGACACAUUUUUUUGCAAGUGCAACAGCGGCACUGGGUAAAAGUAAAAUGAGUCUGAAAAAGAAAAAUCAAAUGGCCACAAAGAACAGGACAUUUAAUUAAAAACCGGGGAGGCAAGCCACAGUUUGCUAAGAGGAGAAAAUAGAACAGCCAGAAGUGGAAGGUAAAAUAAAAAUUCAGUGUUUUAUCUGUGAUGGAGGGGUGGAGUGGGGGCUGUUACUCUCGUGUGUUUUGCAACAAUAAGUCUUGCUAAACGAUGGAAAAAGUGGAUGAAUAAAUAAAUAAAGGGGUUAAAUGACGGAAAAGAAUGCAUACGAAGAAUGUAUAACGUUUCAGAAAAAUACAUUAGGGAAAAGUAAUUGUUCAUUUUUCUUUCGAGUGCUAUUCCAGAUGAAAAAUUAAUCCACAUUUUCCAGAUAUAUAGAGGGACUGAAUGAUGCGUUAAACAUUUUUUUUUUAUUUAAAAAAAAUUAUAUCCUAUCAAUUCAUGACUUUUCAGUUCGCUUUUCCAACAAUAUAAUUGGCGAUCGCGUCAUGGUACGUGUUGUCUCGGUUAAAUUUGUAAUUUGAGGUUUGCAAGGGGUGCAUUCGCCCCACGAUGGGCGGAGGGAUGGGCCUGGGGAUUUUUUUUUCAAUGCACAAGGACGGGAUAACCACAGAGACCAUCGGGCCACAGGAUGUAGCGCUAGAGCACCAAGUGAUUGGAUCUGCGGCUUUAACAACAGCUCAUGCAUUUUUAUUGGAUUUUAAAUAUUCAAAAUCUCUUGAUUCAUUGACAUUAUGGAUUUUACUCAUCGCUUGUCCUUUAAACAAUUAGCCCUCCAGGUACGUGUGUGCGUGUUUUUUUUAAGUAUAAGUGCAUCUGUGAUCGACCCACAUGUGGAUUGAAUUAAUAACAGCUUGAAUAACAAAAUGGUGCAAUAAAAUGGAGCAAUAAAUGGAGCGAAGGAAAUGGAAUGAAAAAUCGGGGAGAAAAAAGAAUCGGUGGAAAAUAUAAAUUGUUUACAAUUUGUAACAGAUAUAAAUUCCCAAGAAUUUCAUGCCAAACUCAAUCCCACUCGAUCGAUUAUGUAUCGUCUGUCAAAUAUUUUCCAUCACUUCCACCACCUGCUGUCAACUUCAGCCACCCACUCUUACACGUCACCCCCAUCACUGGAAAUUGACGUGUCCUCUACAUAAAUAAAACAAUCACGGCCACUAUGAAUGAUUGAGUGCACGAGACCGUAAAUAUUUUAACAAAAAAAAAUUUGAACAGUAAAAAAUAUAAUAGCUGUGUAAUAAAGAGAAAUGACAAAAAUUGUGGAAUAAAAAAAACUGAAAAAUCGAGGGAGUGAAUUCAGGGAUAUGGAUGUGGUCAGACAGAAGUAUUACUCGAAUUAUUUUCACAGAGUUAUUUGGCGAUUCAUAAUUGCAGAUGGUGAAUUAAGGUCGAUUCUGCAAAUAGGGCGACAGUGCGGUUUCGUUACAUUUUUCAUGGGCGUUUUGAUCCUCGUCACGUUGGCUUGCUCAGUGAUGAGCACAAAGAUCGCCAAGUCGAAUGAAAUGCUGUGUCGUUCGCUGCAGAAUCAAGUAAAUGAGAAAUUGCCGAGGAAGCGUAGUAUUUUGAGGGUGAAGCCAGCAUACAAUUGCAUUCACGAACACCUGCAGAAGACCUUCGUAACUCUGGAAAAAAUUAAGCAAACCGUGCACAAAGAGUCGCUAGAGAUCGACAUGAUGAAGAGCAAAAUAUCCUGCAUGACAAAGCUCAUGAGUUGAAUGCAAUUAUCGCGGAUCUGUAGAAGAGAAAUGUGUGCGUGGGAGAUUAAACUUCGUUGGAAGUGGAGUUGAAAAAGAAUGUAAUCAUGACGCCAUUAUGACCGUCUCAAUUAUCGUAUACGUCAACCAUCGGCAAUAAUUCCCGGAUGAUGAGAGAGUAAUGUGGUUUUGUCGGUUCAAUUAAAAAAAAAUAUUGCAAAAAUGUCAA